AUGUCACUACUGGAGAGGAAGUCAGUGUGUAUUAUAUCGGGUGCUAGUCGUGGUAUUGGAGAAGCCCUGGCUUAUCAGCUUGCUCAAAAUCUCGAAGCUGAAUCCUUGCUAAUCUUAUUAGCUAGAACUGGAUCUGACUUAGAGACAGUAAAAGGAGAGGUUAAUUUAGCUGGAAUGAUCACUUUAAAUGCCAAUUUCUUGCAAGCUUUUCCAGAUCAAGCUAAAGUAGUUGUGAAUAUGUCGUCUCAUGCAGCUGUCAAACCAUACAAAUGUUGGGCCGUUCAUUGUGCAAUGAAAACUGGAAGAGAAAUGUAUUUUAAAACACUUGCCUUAGAAGAACCAAGUAUAAGAGUAUUGAACUAUGGUCCAGGAGCAGUCAAAGCUGACACCACACUAAAUAUUUUAUUAAAUAAAAUAGAAGAUGAAGAGGUAAAACAAAGUUACAGAAAAAUAUUGGCAGAUGGGAAAUUCCUUCCUCCAAAAAUACCAUGUCAGAAAUUAAUUGAAAUUUUGAAGUGGAAUAAGUUUGAAAAUGGAGUUCAUAAAAGUAUCAAAGACAACCUUGAUUAA
Lottia gigantea (owl limpet) is the source of this 570-nucleotide messenger RNA. RefSeq lists its product as hypothetical. Lineage: Eukaryota; Metazoa; Mollusca; Gastropoda; Lottiidae. Gene Ontology annotation, biological process: tetrahydrobiopterin biosynthetic process. Bases 1 to 570 code for a protein of 189 amino acids. The transcript has 2 exons. The record is from RefSeq and is a predicted model, not a curated record. Gene Ontology annotation, molecular function: sepiapterin reductase (NADP+) activity.